GGUUAUUUGUUGAAGUCCAUUGAUAAUGACCGGGGUUGUUAUAGCGAGUAAACAGUGAUCCCAUUGAAGAGUGGGCAGGAAAUGGUACCGGCGAAGAUACAGAGAGAUGUUGCAGUCUGCUGUUAGGACAACGAUGUUCAGGAACAGACAGAAAUCAACCGGCCACCAAUCACAGUUCCAUUAGACAUUCUUAGCAAUUAUCUGGAGAGAUCAGAACAAGUAUAACAAGCAAUGGACUCGAUCUCCAUUGUGAGGAAUAUCAAGAAGCCAGUGAGACCUUCUUGCCAAAUGGCAUGAACAGCUUUAAGGAAUCGUCCAAGUCUACGAUAGGGAUUUUAGGAAGUGGAGAUUUUGCCAAAUCAUUGGCAAUUAGAUUUAUACGGUCUGGAUACUCUGUUGUCAUAGGAAAGAAUCCCAAACGAGCUGUUGGGUACUUCCCUCCUCUUGCUGAAAUCAUGCACCAGGAGGAUGCUGUUAUAAAAACUAAUCUCAUAUUUGUUGCCAUACAUCGAGAGCACUAUUCUUCCUUGUGGGACCUCAAGCACUUGCUGGUGGGCAAAAUCCUUGUGGAUGUGAGUAACAAUGUACGAAUAAACCAGUACCCAGAAGCCAAUGCAGAAUAUCUUGCUUCACUGUUCCCAGAUUCCACGGUGGUAAAAGGCUUUAAUGUAAUAUCUGCUUGGGCACUUCAGUUUGGUCCACAAAAUGCUAACCGACAGAUAUACAUUUGCAGCAAUGUGGUGGAAGCCCGACAACUGAUUAUUGAACUCACGGCAGCUGGGUUUAUUCCUGUUGACAUGGGAACAUUGUCUUCGGCAAAGGAAAUAGAAAAUAUGCCCCUACAUCUCUUUACCCACUGGAGAGGCCCUGUGCUUGUAGCGAUUGGCCUAGCCAUAUUCUUCUACAUAUACUCAUUCAUCCGUGACAUUGUACACCCCUAUAUGAAGAACAAACAAAGUUACUUCUAUAAAAUUCCAAUUGAAAUAGUGAACAAGACUUUGCCUGUUGUUGCUAUUACUCUACUCUCGCUUGUGUACCUGGCAGGAUUGCUAGCAGCUGCCUUCCAAUUGAAUUCUGGAACUAAAUAUCGCCGGUUUCCUGUCUGGCUGGAACAUUGGCUGCAGUGUCGGAAGCAGCUUGGGCUCUUGAGUUUCUUUUUUGCCUCUGUUCAUGCAGUCUACAGUCUUUGCCUUCCAAUGCGACGUUCAGAACGUUAUUUCUACCUCAACAUGGCUUAUCAGCAGGUACAUGUCAAUAAUGAAAAUUCCUGGAACGAAGAGGAGGUGUGGAGAAUGGAAAUGUAUAUAUCUUUUGGAAUAAUGAGUCUGGGCUUAUUGUCACUGCUCGCAGUUACAUCAAUACCUUCAGUCAGUAAUUCAAUGAACUGGAGGGAAUUCAGCUUUAUUCACUCUACACUUGGUUUUGUGGCCCUCUUGAUCAGCACUUUUCAUGUCCUGAUUUAUGGAUGGAAACGAGCCUUUGAGGAGCAGUACUACAGGUUUUACACACCACCAAACUUUGUACUAGCUCUAAUUCUACCUUUCAUAGUUAUCCUUGGGAAAGUUACUUUGCUGCUUCCGUGCAUUAAGAGGAGAUUGAGAAAAAUACGCAAGGGUUGGGAAAAGAGUCAAUUCACAGAUGACGCUUCAACAAUAGUUCUUCAAGCAUCUCCAGAAAGUGUUACUGUUAUGUGAGAUUUUGCCAAAAACUGACUUCCAUUUAAAGCAUUCAACAAGGAUGGUUGUGUUAAUUUUGUUUAAUUAGGUUAACCAUGUUAGAAGUUCCAAUUCCUUGUAUUCUUUGUGUUGUUUAAUGAUUAGAGUAUAUAUUGCAUAUAAUGGUGAACAGUGUGUGACUGUUUUAUUUAAGGUGAACACACCUCGUAAGUAAAUUCUACUGUCUAUUCUGUUUCUGCUAUAUUUUAAAGUUAAUUUAAACUAUAUGUAAUGAUUAAAAAGGGUAAAUAUUUUACCAAUUUAUUGUUUAGAUUCUGUAAGAAGUAUCUUUUAAAAGUUCUUCCCUACUGUAAUGCAAAGGAUGAUGAACCUCUUCUCUAUCUAAUGUUGCCAAGAACACUGCUUUGGAAUCUAGACUACAGACACCCAAAUAUCCCAACAUGUAUGUAGAGUAACACACUUGUAAUAACUUUUAGCAAUACCUUUUAAAAUGGUUGAAGAAAAUGGACCCUGCUCUCUAAAGACUCAUUAUUGCACUCUGCUGUACACAUUAAGGAAGACCUAGCUUUGAGCCCUGAUCUGUGUUGAUAUUUGCUGCUUUUGAAAUUCUGGUAAAUUAGGAUGACAAUUUCACUAAAUAUCACCAUGCUUAAAUUUGAAAUACUAUAAAACCUGUGGUAAUAGUCACAGUUAAUAAAUUUUCACAAUACCUCCGUGCAAUCAAUAUAACAAUUAAAUACAUUGCUUAUUCUUUCCUUUUUUUUAUUUAGGAUCUUUUGUUGCUUUCAGUGGAAUAAGAGUGCAUACCACUGAAAAUAAGAUCCACUUAUGGAAAUAAUUAUUUUACAGUUGAUGUAAAUAUCUAGCCUAAAUUUUCAAAGGAGUUGUUGUUUACCAUAGAACACCACUACACUGUUGAAACUAGCUUAUCCCAGUCUUUGGUAUGGUUAUAUUUUGCAUGUUGUUAACUUAUUAUAUAGUUGUUUCUGUUCAAGUGUAACAAGCUGCAGGUUCAAUCUUAUUAUUUUUCAUUGACUAACAAUAUUGUUGUAAUUUACAUUUGUCCUUGAAUAGGCUAACCACUUAUUACUGCAAUAAA
This is a messenger RNA of Pristis pectinata (smalltooth sawfish), 2775 nucleotides long. Its product is annotated as metalloreductase STEAP2-like. Gene Ontology annotation, cellular component: endosome; plasma membrane. Gene Ontology annotation, biological process: copper ion import. Gene Ontology annotation, molecular function: cupric reductase (NADH) activity; ferric-chelate reductase (NADPH) activity. NCBI's taxonomy places the organism in Eukaryota, Metazoa, Chordata, Chondrichthyes, Rhinopristiformes, Pristidae. The record is from RefSeq and is a predicted model, not a curated record.